AUGGGCAAGAAAAAGUCUGAUUCAAAAUCCGACCGCAGUUUCGAGAAGAAGCUCCAAUUUUAUUCCAAGGUGAAAGAUGCUGUUACCUCGUUGAAUGCCCAAAAGUCUAUUUCUAAGAAAAAGAGCAAACAACAAAGGCGGCGGCAGAAGAAAUUGAAGGCAUAUAACCUAUCUUCACUUUUAGAGUCCCUUCCUGAGGUGAAGGCAUCAAAGAAACCAGGUCGUGAGAAUGACUCCAAACUUAAUUGUAAAUCAAGGCAGACGUUAGUGUUGAAGGAAAGAGAUAGAGUUUCUGCUGUUCUUAAGGAUCCUAGUUUUCAAGCGGAUCCCCUAUCUGCCAUUCAGCAGUACUUACAGAAGACACAACCGGUAGUAGAGGAACAACCCAAGAAAAAAGUGAACAAAAAUGGAUCCAAGAAGAAGAAGAAAUCGAAGGCUUCAACUGGACUACAACUUAUGGAAAUUUAA
Messenger RNA from Sphenostylis stenocarpa, 468 nucleotides. The record is from the annotation of a GenBank genome assembly. NCBI's taxonomy places the organism in Eukaryota, Viridiplantae, Streptophyta, Magnoliopsida, Fabales, Fabaceae.